AGAUGGCGUCGCCCGGUUCAGGGAGGCUGCUAGCUGCGGCUCUGCUGCCUUGGUGUUGCGUCGCCUGGGCCCUGGGGCAUCUGGACCCACCUUCUCCACCACCGCUGGUGAUCUGGCAUGGCAUGGGGGACACCUGCUGUAACCCCAUGAGCAUGGGUGCCAUUAAAAAGAUGGUUGAAAAGGAAAUACCUGGGAUUUACAUCCUGUCUCUAGAGAUUGGGAAGAACAUGGUAGAGGAUAUGGAGAACAGCUUCUUCUUGAAUGUCAAUCUCCAAGUCAGCAUGGCGUGUCAGAUUCUCGAAAAAGAUCCUAAGUUGCAGCAGGGAUACAAUGCUAUUGGCUUCUCCCAGGGAGGCCAGUUCCUGAGGGCAGUGGCUCAGAGAUGCCCGACACCUCCCAUGAUGACUCUGAUUUCAGUUGGGGGACAACAUCAAGGUGUCUUUGGAAUCCCCCGAUGCCCAGGAGAGAGUUCUCACAUCUGUGACUUCAUCAGGAAGUCCCUUAAUGCUGGUGCUUACUCCAAACUUGUGCAAGAACGCCUGGUGCAAGCACAGUACUGGCAUGACCCCAUCAAUGAGGGUAUGUACCGAAACUACAGCAUCUUCUUGGCAGACAUAAAUCAAGAGAGGAAUGUCAAUGAGUCCUACAAGGAGAAUCUGUCGGCCCUCAAGAAGUUUGUAAUGGUGAAAUUCUUGAGCGACUCCAUUGUGGAUCCUAUUGACUCGGAGUGGUUUGGAUUUUACAGAAGUGGCCAAGCUAAGGAAACCAUUCCCCUCCAGGAGACCGCUCUAUACACAGAGGACCGCCUGGGGCUAAAGAAAAUGGACAAAGCAGGAAAGCUGGUGUUUCUAGCAAAGGAAGGGGACCAUCUUCAAAUGUCUAAAGAAUGGUUUACUGCCCACAUCAUACCUUUUCUUAAGUGAAGCCCUUGCACUUUGCAGCAGAGAUCAUGAAACGGCAGCUCUACCCUGCAAGCAGUCCUCUCCCUGUUACCACCUAACACGCCCUACUUGGAAAGAUCUCAGAUCUUAAUCUUAUCCUUUGCCGCCUGCUAUCACCAUAUGGUGUUGAAUUCAAGUUUAAUUAGCUAACAACCAUGGAGAUUGUUUUACAACCUUGUGAUAUGACAAGGCCCCUUUUAAGAAAGGGGAGUCUGCUGUUGCAGACAAUAAUUGUGCCUAAAAGAGAUGGAAGUGAAGCAGAGAGAGACAAGCUCUGAAGGCAAAAACCCAUACAAAUUUGAAGCAAAUAAAAGCCUCGUGGUACCUAGUCCUGA
Messenger RNA from Grammomys surdaster, 1276 nucleotides. It is a transcript of the gene Ppt1, whose product is annotated as palmitoyl-protein thioesterase 1. Gene Ontology annotation, biological process: receptor-mediated endocytosis; nervous system development; protein depalmitoylation. The transcript is spliced from 9 exons. Bases 3 to 923 code for a protein of 306 amino acids. The record is from RefSeq and is a predicted model, not a curated record. Gene Ontology annotation, cellular component: lysosome. NCBI's taxonomy places the organism in Eukaryota, Metazoa, Chordata, Mammalia, Rodentia, Muridae. Gene Ontology annotation, molecular function: palmitoyl-(protein) hydrolase activity.